Molecule: messenger RNA, 1540 nt
Organism: Aspergillus versicolor CBS 583.65
Lineage: Eukaryota; Fungi; Ascomycota; Eurotiomycetes; Eurotiales; Aspergillaceae
Exons: 1
Coding region: 297-1247 (316 amino acids)
Source: RefSeq, a predicted model, not a curated record
CAGAAAUACAGUCCGAUAUCUUUAAAGCUCAUCUUAGACUGCUUGUUGCCUCUAUGCAGGAGGAAGAUCGCCUUGAGCGACUCGAUGUGCUUUCAGAGAUUUGCCAUUUUAUCAUUUUGUGAGGAGCGGAGGUUUUCUGUUUUCUCACGAUAGAGGCCGCAGCCCUAAUACUCAGCCACUGGUCGACGUCACCGUCUCCGCAUCCCAACCGUGAAUCCAGACACCACCCAACAUCCAGACUCCCUCACAAUACAGAACGUGGACAAAAGGACCAGGCUCUCUGAAUAACCCACCAAAUGAAGCUCCUGACUGUAGUCGCCGCAACCAGCCAACAAGGCCAAUCCACCAUCCAGUCCGUACUCUCCGACCCCCAGCUACGCACCGAGUACACAAUCCGAGGAACAACGCGCAAUCCAACAAGCACCGCAUCACAAACCCUGCUCCAGAAAUACAACGACGGUCUCGAACUGGUAACCGCAGACGUCGCUGACUUGCCUUCCCUAGUACACGCAUUCACAGGCGCAGCCGUGGUCUUCGCCACCAGCAUCACCGUCUACGACGGACGCACCUACGAGCAUGAAGUCUCGAAUGGCCACGCACUUGCAGACGCAGCCGUCGCAGCCGGUGUUCCAUACAUAAUCUACUCGACUCUCCCGCAUGCAGGCAACAAUUCAAACGGCGUGCUAGAACACAUGGGCUAUUUCGACGGCAAGGCCGAGGCCGAGGCGUAUAUCCGGUCAUUGAAGCCGGGUAUCAAGAGUGCGUUUGUUGCGCCGGGCUGUUUCAUGUCGAACUUCAAGGAGAUGAUGGCGCCGCGGCCUGUGCAUGGGGUUCAUGGGGUUUAUGCGCUUGUGACGCCUGUGAAACCUGAGACGAGGGUGCCGCUUAUUGAGACGCGCGCGGACUUUGGGAAGUGGGUUGCGGCUGUUUUGGCGGAUUUGGAAGCGUAUGAGGGGAAGACGCUUUGUUGUGCGACGGGGUUGUAUAGCUUUGCGGAGAUUGUGGAUGUGAUGAGUCGGGUUUCGGGGAAGAAGGUGGUUUAUAGGCAGGUGCCGGAGGAGGUGUGGAAGCGGUUUCUGCCGGAGUUGAUGAAGGAUUAUAUUGCAGAUAUGUUAAGGUAUUUCCAGGACUUUGGGUAUUAUGGGGAUGGGACGGAGGAGAAGGUGGAAUGGGGUGCUGCACAGGCCAGAGGGAGAUUGACUACGCUGGAGGAGUAUCUAAAGGCCAAUCCGCUGCGAUUGAGGUAAUCAUUUAAAGGCUAUUAGCAAAACAAUAUCUUGUUUUGGUAGGAGUAAGUGGGUGUUCAGUAAUGAUACUUAGGGCUUAAUCAGAUAUUGUAUGCAGCUACCAACCACACUUAUAGAAGCAACAACAGUUAUACAUUACCACUCCUGAAUCCCAUCCCUCGUCAAAACCCUCCCAACAUCCCCAUCCCUCUCCCCCUCCACAACACUCCUAACAAAAGGCCCAGCAACGACCGGAUCGCCAGCCCCCAUCUUCUUCGUAACCUCCGCGCCAGCACCCAACCCCGUCGCCAAAA